Fonsecaea multimorphosa CBS 102226 is the source of this 2670-nucleotide messenger RNA. RefSeq lists its product as uncharacterized. Lineage: Eukaryota; Fungi; Ascomycota; Eurotiomycetes; Chaetothyriales; Herpotrichiellaceae. Gene Ontology annotation, biological process: regulation of MAPK cascade; intracellular signal transduction; protein phosphorylation. The coding region runs from base 1 to 2670 and encodes 889 amino acids. Gene Ontology annotation, molecular function: ATP binding; protein serine/threonine kinase activity. The record is from RefSeq and is a predicted model, not a curated record. Gene Ontology annotation, cellular component: cytoplasm. The transcript has 3 exons.
AUGGCUUCAGGACCCGAAAAUGGUUUCUACUCCUCGGGCCAGUUUAUGAAUCCAGGUCCUGCUCCUCGCCCUCCCACCGAUCGCCCUCGACAUCUGGAGUUACAGCGCUCAAACACCUCGAUACCGACAAGCACCUUCGAGUCCAUGUCUAUAGGCGGCCCCGCCUCUCCGGCCGUCAGUACUCCAAGUGCCCCUUACUUCUCUAAUGGCAGUUCUCUGUCCCUAUCAACAAACGGAAAACCCUCGGGUCCGGUCACUAUCAUCAAGGAAGGCCAUGUGCGCUGCAAAGAAGACAAAUUUCUCGCUCAAUGGAACCAACGAUACCUGAUUCUCCGCGAGUUCAGACUGGAUUUCUUGAAGAGUGAGAACGGGAAGCUCAUGCAGUCCAUUCAACUGAAUACUGUGACGGGGGUGACUCGUUCUGAGGAAACCCGGAUGGCCUUUGAAAUCACCCGCGUUGCGAAUCCCAAAGAUGCCGGCGGCAAAAUCGUCAUGGCUCGUGAUCUGCCGACCCGGACCAUCACCUGUGAAGUCCGCAACGACGACGAAAUCUACGACUGGAUUGACAAAAUAUACGAGCGGUGCCCAGGCAUGGGGGGCGUCAGUAAUCCCACAAACUUCAGCCAUCGUAUCCACGUUGGCUUUGACCCUCAGACAGGCGGCUUUGUCGGAUUACCGCAGGAGUGGGAGAAACUGUUGAAUAAUUCUGCCAUUACAAGAGACGACUACAAGAAGAAUCCCCAGGCCGUCAUCGAAGUUUUACAGUUUGUUUCAGACCAGAAAAUGCGUGAGCAGCAUCCCGAGAUGUAUACCCCCGGUAUGGUCACCCCGCCGGCCACCCAGCCAAAUAAACAACUUGGAUUCCCAACAGGCGGCAAUAGUGUUGCACCUCCAAGGCCAGCGCCACCCACAGAUGCACAGCGGUAUAAUGCUAAUCAAUUCAUCAACAAAUAUCAGGAAGGCCCUGCCCGAAUAGGGACCCCCCCAGCAAAACCACCCUUGCAGCGGGCGCAAACAGACAAAGGUGCAUACGACAUGGAGGCUGAUGCCGCCCGGAUUAAAGCAAUCGCCAAUGAAGAACAAAAGCGUCGUCAGAUGGAAGCGGAAGCGAAGCGGGCGAGAGAGGUCGAAAGACAGAGGGAACAGGAGCGAGAGGAUAUUGAGCGCAGCCGCAAAGAGCAAGAAGCCUAUAAUGCUUCAUUACCAAAGUCACGUCCGCCGUUAGCUCAGCAGGAGAUCGGAGGAUACGGGAGUGGCUCUGAUCGUGCGCCCAACCGGCAAGAUCCUAGAUAUAAUCCCGCGAGAGCCGCGCCAAGUGCUCCCCAGCAAUCGUCCUCAGGGUCAGCAAGGCAAACUCCCACAGCGCAAAGACCCGCCCCUUCUGCUCCGAGCAGCAAUUCCCAAAAAUCCGUUCCCCAGUCACUUGCCUCCAGCCAGAGUUCAUUACGAUCACCAGAGAGCAGAGAGCGUGAUCGCCAGCCUUCACCAAAUGCCAGAUAUCCUCCGAGCGAGGUGUCCCGGAAGGACUCUCCUCCCAAAACACAGGCCAACGGCGUGAAUGGACAGUCUGUGAGUCGAUCACAAGGAUCUGUACAGCAUCCCAAGCCUCUCAAUGUCGCCAAACAGCCGCAAGCGAAACCUGCAGUUGACCCACGCAAAGAAGCCGAAAUUGCACUAACGGCGAAGAAGCCAGUCGAAGAGCGGGCCAAGGAAGUUCGGAUGUCGAGUAUGAGCGAAAGCGAAGUCAUGGCCAAGCUCAAACAGGUGGUGUCCAAAGAUAAUCCUUUGGAGUCAUACAGCAAGCAAAAGAAGAUUGGUCAGGGCGCUUCCGGCUCAGUCUAUGUUGCCCGUGUCAAGGAAAGCGCAACAUCAGCUGUCGCACGUGAACUAUACCGAACACAUGGUCCGAAGGGCCAAGUCGCCAUCAAGCAGAUGGAUCUUCGCAACCAGCCGCGAAAGGAGUUGAUCGUCAACGAGAUCAUCGUCAUGAAAGACUCCAAACACCCCAACAUCGUCAACUUCCUCGACUCUUUCCUCCAAGAACAGAACAAUGAGCUGUGGGUGGUGAUGGAGUUUAUGGAGGGUGGUGCGCUUACGGAUAUCAUCGACAAUAACCCUGUGAUCACCGAGGAUCAGAUUUCCACAAUCUGCUACGAAACCUGCAAAGGGCUCGCCCAUUUGCAUUCUCAAGAUAUCAUCCACCGAGACAUCAAGAGUGACAAUGUGCUGCUCGACCGAGUGGGCAACGUCAAGAUCACCGAUUUUGGGUUUUGUGCAAAGCUCACGGAAUCAAAGAGCAAACGCGCGACAAUGGUCGGCACACCCUACUGGAUGGCCCCCGAAGUCGUGAAGCAAAAAGAGUACGGCCCCAAGGUUGACAUUUGGUCUCUCGGUAUUAUGGCUAUUGAGAUGAUUGAGUCGGAGCCGCCGUAUCUAAACGAAGAACCGCUCAAGGCCUUGUUCUUGAUUGCGACAAACGGCACACCACGCUUGAAGAACCCCAACAAACUGUCACGGGAGCUGAAGGCGUUCCUCAGUGUCUGCCUCUGCGUCGACGUCAGGAGCCGCGCUAGCGCCGACGAAUUGCUGCGGAACGACUUUAUGCGCAUGGGUUGCAGUUUGGCGAGUCUGAGCGAACUUUUGAAAUGGCGAGAAAAGGGUCGGCAAUGA